Molecule: messenger RNA, 3945 nt
Organism: Paramisgurnus dabryanus
Lineage: Eukaryota; Metazoa; Chordata; Actinopteri; Cypriniformes; Cobitidae
Gene: mapk13
Product: mitogen-activated protein kinase 13
Biological process (GO): protein phosphorylation
Molecular function (GO): MAP kinase activity; ATP binding
Source: RefSeq, a predicted model, not a curated record
CGACUGGAAUAUGACAUCAUCAAACAUAUAACAGCCCGAAAGCUACAGUGAAAGUGUCAAUGGCUCGUGAUUUUGCGUGUCGAUGCUGCGGUCGUUUGGCGCUAAAUGAAUCGCGGUAAACAGCUCGUGUGUGUUUUUAAUUUCGCCUGAGCCCAGUUCGUUCCUACGCAGUGACCUUUCGCAGAUCGCAUGCAGAAUAUCGCGUAGGAGUCGCUGCGUGCGCGGUGAAGAUUUGCUUUCUGUCUGUUUUCCUUCAUCGCUAAAUGGAGUCACCGGUCGGGUUCGGUCGGGAGGAGAUCAACAACACGAUAUGGGAAGUUCCGGACAAGUAUGUGUGUUUAAAGCAGAUCGGAACCGGGGCGUACGGCAGUGUGUGUUCAGCCAUCAAAAACAAAACCAAAGAGAUGGUGGCCAUCAAAAAGUUGCACCGGCCCUUUCAGUCAGAGAUCUUUGCGAAGAGAGCCUAUCGUGAACUGAGGCUCCUUAAGCACAUGAAACACGAAAAUGUGAUAGGCCUGCUAGACGUCUUCACUCCUGCCACCAGACUGGAAGACUUCCAAGACUUCUACUUGGUGAUGCCGUACAUGUUCACAGAUCUCUCUAAAGUGAAAGGCCUUCUCUCAGAAGAUCGUGUGCAGUUCCUGGUCUAUCAGAUGCUGUGCGGACUAAAGUACAUUCAUGGUGCUGGCAUCAUUCACAGAGACCUCAAACCAGGAAAUCUGGCAGUUAACCAGGAUUGUGAGCUGAAGAUCCUGGAUUUUGGCCUGGCACGUCACACGGAAGCAGAGAUGACGGGUUAUGUCGUGACGCGGUGGUAUCGAGCCCCUGAGGUCAUUCUAAACUGGAUGCAUUACACGCAGACAGUGGAUAUCUGGUCGGUUGGGUGCAUCAUGGGUGAAAUGUUCAAUGGAAAAACACUCUUUAAAGGAAAAGACUACAUGGAUCAGUUGACUCAGAUAAUGAAAGUUACUGGGACACCUGGUCAAGAAUUUAUUGGCAAACUAGAAAGUCAAGAGGCAAAGAGCUACGUCAGCUCACUGCCCGUCUACCCACGCAAGGACUUCUCUGCGUUGUUUCCAAGAGCCAGUAAAAAAGCGGUAGACCUGCUUGAGAAGAUGCUGGUGUUAGAUGCAGGAGCCCGUCUCACUGCUGAUGGUGCAUUGGCACACAGUUAUUUUGAUGGCCUGAGGGACCCAGACGACUGGCCAGAGCCGACGCCAUAUGACGACAGCUACGACAACGCCACAUUGCCCUUAGAAGAAUGGAAACGUUUAUCAUUUAAAGAAGUCAGAAGUUUUGUUCCGUUCCCAAGAAGAGAUUCAAAGAGAAGAAACACGCUUACAAUGACAUAGUGAGGCUUUGACUAGUGUUAAUGAAAUACUGUAUUACAAUCAUACAUUUUAGGCCUUCAAUCUCUACUAUGGAUUGUGUGUUUACUCCUUACUGUAUACGAAUUUGAGUAUUUUGUAAAACACCUGACUGCUUGAGGAGUAUGUGGUACUUCUAGGCCACUGGGAGGGGGGUAUGGAUGGGUAAUAUUUUUUUAUAUAUAGUGGUAACUGUCCUUCCUUUAUUCCUAAUGUUGUUUAGCACCUUGCAGGGAUAGUUCACCCAAAAUGAAAUUCUGUCAUUAUUCUCUCACCCUUAUUGCUUGAUAUGACUUGGGUGCUAUAGUCCUACAUAAAGUAUAUUAAAUCUUCUGAGCCCAUGUGAUAUAGGAUGAUAUACUUUAUAAAGUAAAAACAUUGACUUUGUGGUUACUUUACAAACAAAGCAGAACAUAACAAUGGAUGUUUGAUAAGUACCAAAUGUACCAUGCACUGUUAUAUUGGGCCUGCUUUGUGAAAAGUGCAUCUGGCCUCGUACACACUGCAGCUAAAUUCGGUUGUCACUUCACUUUUUAAUACGUAAUCCUGUUCUCAUUUACGCAAUUGACAAUCACACUCUUUUACCAAAUUAAUGCUUUACCCCAAAGACCAAAAUAUUGGGACCAGCACGUUCCCACUUUAAUAACAACAAAAACUUGAUCGUUUCAUUGUUCAUGGAACGGUUAAGCGCCGCACAUUAUGUAAGCCCAAAAAAGACGUGAACAUGGCAACACUGCAAGACAGCGCACUGUGAAGUAACCUCACACUACAACACACAAUGCAAAGGCAGAGGGUUUAUUAAAAUUGUUGAACAUAAAGCUGUAUUAUUAUUUUGGUUAAAGCAGUGAAUGGGUAUGUUGCUGUGGUUACCUCUGUGUCAAUCAUUGCAUUUUCGGGACUGAGUCUUGUUCUGUACAGACAUGGAAAGAUGAGACUGGAUUCAAUCCCACAUUUAAAUACAUUGUCGCUCCCGAAACUUUGAAGUGUGUACGGGGCAAAUGAUAACUCGGGUGUGCCUGUGAAUAGUCAUUGGCAUUUAAAAAUUAAAUCACAAAAUCAGACUGUAUCUUUUAUUAAUAACAACACGGUAAAUGUAAACAAAAGAAAAUGUAAAUACGUGUCCAAGUAGUGGAUUAAGGUUUUGCUGCCUAAUAAAACUGCUGCCUAUAAUGUUAAGAUUUAUUGAACAAAAACAAAGAAAACCACACUUGAUCAAACCCUCAUAGCUUAAAAAAAAUCAUUUUUGAAACAAACACAUUUCAGCCUACAGUUACUGUUAUUUAUCACUUUCUGUGGGCUGGGUUUUGGUGAAAAUGAGUGGGCAAUGACCACACCACACGGGCCAGUAAACCAAAAGUCAAGCCCCAACAUGACACACUUUUCAGUUUAACCUUUCAUUUGUGACCCAGUCUGAAAACCCAGCCAAGUAUUUUGUUUGUGAUUUACUGUUUUCUACUUCAACAUCAAUUCUGUGAAAAAUACUCUUGAUAUCUUUAAUAUUGACUGAGUAACAUCAUGUGAAAGAUUGAAAUCAAACUUUAUAUUCCUAGUAAUGAGAUUUUAGCCAGGAUUUGAAGGUUACAAAUGGCACAAACCAUAUACAAUCCUUUUUCUGUACUUUUCCGAUCUUCAUCAUCCACGUUCAUAUGGGAAAGAUUAUGAUAUAUUUUUUUUAAGUGGGUGAACUAUCCCCCAAAAUACUACAAGGAAAUGAACUGCUCUACAAAAGAGAGCUUCAUAUAAGGGUCAGUGACAAAACAAGCUCCUAAAAAAUGUUUUAAAAAUGAAUGUAUUGAAUAUUUUUGAGUCAGGAACAAUGUGUUUAAAAUGUUUUGUUUAUUAAAUAACAUUUCAGUACAUUUUAUUAUUUUUCCAUAAUAUUUGUAAUAUCCACAUUCAAAUAAAUGUCAGGUGGUACAACCAAUCAUCUGUCUUUUUGCCAGAAAAGUUUUGAAGUGCUCCCUGUUUCAUGCUGAUUUGUUUGAUAGUGGCAUUUAAAAUUAUAACAUUUGAAAACUAUACAUUUAAGAACCAUCAUUUUUGUGUAAAAACAAUUAUGGACAACCUUAGCUUGCAUUUUUUUAAACUAAAAGUAUUAGCUAAAUUACAAUUAUUUAGCUUAAUGUUUUUUUAUUAUUAUUAUAUGAGCAUAUAGCAGUUGAACUCUUUGAAUUUACAAUGAAUUCACAUUUAACAGACUUCUACUUGGAUGCUGUAUAAGGUUUCGCCCGUGAUAUCAAAUUCAUAAAUAUACUUUAAAAUACAAUUAAUACGUGUUUGAUUAAAUAUAAUUUUUUCUAGGUUUACAUUGGUUGUACCACUUGACACAGAAAGUGUAAUUAGUUAUUUUUUCAGUUUUUGAGAGACUUUUCAUUCAUCCAUAAAGAGCACCUGGGGUUCACUGUUUGAUGUGAUGAUAUGUUUACUGUUUAUACUUAUUCACUUCUAAAUAAAAGGCCCAUGAUUGCGGUUGUACUACCUUGACACAAAUUGUUGGGCAAAAGUUUGUCAGUAAUCCCAACAACUAUUUGUGAAAUUUGUUUUCUAAAGGUUGCAAACAUAAAAUGAUUCCAAAGUA